Messenger RNA from Pyrenophora tritici-repentis Pt-1C-BFP, 901 nucleotides. Its product is annotated as isochorismatase domain-containing protein 2A, mitochondrial precursor. NCBI's taxonomy places the organism in Eukaryota, Fungi, Ascomycota, Dothideomycetes, Pleosporales, Pleosporaceae. The record is from RefSeq and is a predicted model, not a curated record.
AUGCUACAACUACUCAUUCCUCGCAUCGCCCGACCAACAGCGUCUUUCCACUCCUACAUCACCGCUCAAAGAACAAUACAUUCAGCCAUGGCUCAGCGACGGAUUGCGAACCCCGCUCUCUUUAUUUGCGACUUGCAGGACAAGUUUCGGCCGGCGAUUGAUGAGUUUCCGAGAGUUGUUGCGACGGCGCAGAAGUUGCUGAAGGCUAGCCAGCUAUUCAACAUCCCCGUAUUCGCGACAACCCAGAAUAAAGCGCGCUUGGGCGAGACAUGUCCAGAAUUGAUGUUGGACCAGCCCGAUGGUAUCAAGACGGUCUGUCACCUUGACAAGACUUUGUUUUCUAUGAUAACACCAGAAGUCAAACAAGCUCUCGAUUCGCUCAACGUCCCAGGUCCCCUCUCCUGCAUCGUCGUCGGUAUCGAAAGCCACAUAUGCAUCACCCAGACUACGCUCGACCUCCUCCGAUUCGGCCACAAAGUCUACAUCAUCGCGGAUGGUGUAAGCAGCUGCAACAAAGAGGAGGUACCCAUUGCGCUGGCAAGGCUGAGACAUGAAGGCGCCACAGUGACAACGAGCGAGAGCUUUCUGUAUGAAUAUGUACAAGAUGCAGGGAAUCCCGAGUUCAAAGACCUUAUCAAGGUGGUCAAGGAGACGUCGCAAAGCACAAAAGAGACUAUGCAAACACUGUGCAAGUUCUAGAGUGGAGGUAGUCUAUUCGCUGGGUUUGGACGUGAACGUUUCGUUUGGCUGUCUCACUUGUAGAUACGGAAAAGGGCAUGUCUCAGGCAUCUGCCCGGCGAGACACGGCAUCAACACACGCAACGCUUUGCUGUCUGACAACCCGCAAUUUCUACACCUAGUGACCUGUAAUUUGUCUCAUCUCAGAAAUCCAUUCAAAAAC